AUGUCACUUUUUGUCAUUUUCAAAUUUCCCGCCGUUCCGUCCCCCCCGUACGUUCCGAUGCUCGCAGGGGACGGAACCCAGAUGACAGAUUCCGGCGUCCGCUGGAUUACUUUGCUGGGGACAAUGCAGGAGGGACAUCGCGGGAGCGCAGGGGUAAGGUAAGUGAAGAACACUUGCCGGAGCAGUGCCUCAGGGUAAGCCCGAGUGUAGCUCGGGGUUACCGCUUUGGUACUGAAAUGUUACCCCGAGCUACACUCGGGAAUACCGCCAGGGAGGUUAAAUAUAAAAUGA
Molecule: messenger RNA, 291 nt
Organism: Staurois parvus
Lineage: Eukaryota; Metazoa; Chordata; Amphibia; Anura; Ranidae
Source: the annotation of a GenBank genome assembly